AUGGACGACGAGGGCGGCGCCUCCCCGUCCCACCACGGCGGCGGCGGCGGCGGCGGCGGAAGCAUCCGCCUGCAAUGCGAAUGCGGCUUCAAGGACGACUACAUUCUCGACGACACCGACGACGGCCGCUUCUACUGCGUCCAGUGCUCCGUCGACCACAACACCCAGGCGACCGCCGUCGAUGACGCCGAUUUCCGAACCCCGGGCAACAUGUCCUUUCACCGAGUUUCCCAACCCUCCAAAACCCCUACCAGAGCCAUCAACCCCCCCGUUGCCCCUCCCUUCGAGGAAGAAAUCGACGAGCUGGGGGCUCAGGUACGGCGGCGCUACGUGGAGGGCCUGCAGGUGUUCCUCUACCAGCAGCUGUAG
This is a messenger RNA of Hordeum vulgare subsp. vulgare (domesticated barley), 369 nucleotides long. RefSeq names its product TATA box-binding protein-associated factor RNA polymerase I subunit B-like. The transcript has a single exon. The record is from RefSeq and is a predicted model, not a curated record. NCBI's taxonomy places the organism in Eukaryota, Viridiplantae, Streptophyta, Magnoliopsida, Poales, Poaceae. Bases 1 to 369 code for a protein of 122 amino acids.